Messenger RNA from Coregonus sp. 'balchen', 1837 nucleotides. Lineage: Eukaryota; Metazoa; Chordata; Actinopteri; Salmoniformes; Salmonidae. The record is from the annotation of a GenBank genome assembly.
AUGGCGGCGUCUCGUCGCUCUACUCAUCAGCAACAACAGAGCAUAACCUCGCCACCUCGCAGUACUUCUCUUUCCCUCACUUCUCCGGGAUCUCCUCCAGUUCCCGGUGGUGGAGUAAUUUCGGCUCCAGCGGGUGCUGAACUAGACAGCGCCGGUGAUCCAUUGUUAACUCCGGCCUCCCCCGAUAUCCCCGCCCCGGCCCUGAGCAGUAGCACCAGCUCCACUAAUGUUAGUACCACCGGGGGUGGCAGCAGCGCUGGCUCCAGUCCUGACUCGGGUAGCACUAGCCCCACGGGCGGCGACUGCGAGACAAGCGGGGCUUUCAGAGAGUUGUUUGAAGCCUGUCGCACUGGGGAUGUAUCGCGUGUGAAGAGGCUGGUGGAUACGGUUAACGUGAAUGCCAAGGACAUGGCUGGGCGAAAAUCCACUCCGCUGCACUUCGCUGCAGGUAACGACGGCGUUUAGGGACCCGUAUUAGCAUGUUAUGCUCACUAUGAUGAGCUGGUUUGUUUUGCUAACUAGCAGCUAGCCAACUACGUCGAUAAAUAGCUAACUAACUAAAGUUUAUUGGGCCAACGUUUGCUCGAUAUCUUGCUCACUCAGUUUGUUAACUAGGUAACUAACGUUGCCUAACAAACUUGGAUAGUUAGUUCGCUAACGUUAGGCUAGAUUGUCGAAAGGGCCGAGCCAGCUAGCCUACAUUUUGACUCCCCAUUCGGGUAGGGGGAGGGGUUGCUAUUAGCCAGAAAGUUGCAAGCAAAAAGUACAGGCCCUGUCAGGCAGCCAGCGUGAUUUGGAAUUAAUCUAAAAACAAUUAUAGUUAACUAACUAGCUAGUUGGCUUGGUAAGAUAUGUUUGUCUUAAACAAGGAACUUUCAACAUGGCAGACAAUAAACAAAAACGACAGAGGUAGUAGAUGUGACACACACAACCAGUAUGUCUUCUCAUAAUAAACAAUAAAGGAAAUAUGUUAAACAAUGAUUGAAGGUUGUGUUUCACUGUAUUAGUGACCCAUUCGUGGCAGGAUGUCUGUUAUGGAUGAUAAACACACCUUCAGAGCGGGCCCUAGCCUUUUGGGGGCCCUAAGGAAGAUUUUGGUUGGGGGGCUCUAUUUCUUUUGCCAUUUUUAAGCUAAUUUCCUGCAAUUCUACACAUUUUGAAAUGACCUUUGCCAUCUUAAUAUGAUAUCUGAGUGAGAAUGACUAACUAAAUCAAUGUGGGCCCCCUGGAGGGCAGGGCCCUUGGGCACGUGCCCGGUCAGUAUUCGGCCAUGAUUACUACAAGUUUAGAUUGCUGGCUAGACUAACUACCAAUCUAAAAAUGUUUAGAUGACAUGGCUAAUUGAGUGACUGCUUGACAUAACAAGAGAGAAACUGCUGAUGCACAACCACAUUUAGAAAUGUACCUGGUGUAUCUGUUAGUGUUAAUCGCAAUAGUAAGUUGAGACCUCAACUGAGUUUCUAAAAAAAUAUACAUGUAUACAAUUAUUCUUAUUUUUUGGUCAGGGGGCCACCUAAGUGACCGCUUAUGAAGCUUUUGCCUGGAACUGGCCCAGCACACCUGAUAAUCUUUCCACCAUUUCCUUUACUUUGUAGGAUUUGGGAGGAAGGAUGUUGUGGAGCACCUCCUUGAGACAGGGGCCGACGUUCACGCCCGUGAUGAUGGAGGUUUGAUCCCUCUGCAUAAUGCCUGCUCCUUUGGCCACGCUGAGGUGGUCAGCCUGCUCCUCUGUCAGGGUGCUGACCCAAACGCCCGGGACAACUGGAACUACACACCGCUCCACGAGGCUGCCAUCAAGGGCAAAUUAGACGUGUGCAUCGGUAAGAACCGUUUUUAA